Molecule: messenger RNA, 912 nt
Organism: Radiomyces spectabilis
Lineage: Eukaryota; Fungi; Mucoromycota; Mucoromycetes; Mucorales; Radiomycetaceae
Exons: 1
Coding region: 1-912 (303 amino acids)
Molecular function (GO): hydrolase activity
Source: RefSeq, a predicted model, not a curated record
AUGUCACCACUUCCCGAAAACAUCAUCGAUGCACAUGUGCAUUUCUGGCAUCCUGAUCAGGUGUAUAUUCCCUGGAUGCGAAAUACGGCUUUCAAUAAACGAUUGGAUGCUGAACAAUAUGCAUUGGAUGUCGAGAAAGUGAAAGUGUCGUCAGCAGUUUAUGUGGAAACCGAUGUUCAUCCGGUGCACGGACUGGUGGAAGCUGACUGGAUAAGAAGGUACAGUGAGGAAAUCAAGCCAUCAGCUGCUUUUGGGGGGAUUUCGGCCAUUGUCGCCUAUGCGCCUGUGGACCACGGCAAGGACGUUCAAGGUUACAUUGAUAUGCUCAUCAAGGUGGCCGGCGAUAAGCUGCGUGGGGUGCGACAUCUUAUCCAAGAUCCUUCCCUUGAUCCUUGGCGAGUCACAGACCCUUCUUUUGUGCAAGGAGUUCAAAUGCUGGGAAAAUAUGGGUUAACUUUUGACCUCAACAUCAACUGCCAUGCCGCCCCCGAGCAAUUUCCGCCGCUGCAGAUUCUCGUCUCACAAUGUCCGCAUGUCCAAUUCGUACUGGACCACAUGGCCAAGCCACCUUGCGACCGUUCCCCGGGUGAACCCGAAUUCGAGUUCUGGAAGUCUCAGCUGAUCGCCCUGGCAGAAUAUCCCAACGUUGCCUGCAAGGUGUCCGGGCUAGUGACCGAAACCGAGGAACAAGACUCACGCGGCCUGGUCCAGAGAUUGCAACCAUUUGUUGAAGUGGCCUUGACUGCUUUUGGGGAGGAUCGACUCAUGUUUGGUGGGGAUUGGUCUAUAUGCGAAUCAGCUGUGCCGUGGCAAACGUGGAUUGAAGUAUUGGUGGAGAUUGUCAAAGGCUGGUCAGAAGAAGCUCGGGACAAAUUAUUUCGACGCAACGCUGCCCGCAUUUAUCGUCUGUGA